This is a messenger RNA of Tachysurus fulvidraco (yellow catfish), 5643 nucleotides long. It is a transcript of the gene gprin1, whose product is annotated as calphotin. The coding region runs from base 649 to 3498 and encodes 949 amino acids. The transcript is spliced from 2 exons. Gene Ontology annotation, cellular component: plasma membrane. Lineage: Eukaryota; Metazoa; Chordata; Actinopteri; Siluriformes; Bagridae. The record is from RefSeq and is a predicted model, not a curated record. Gene Ontology annotation, biological process: neuron projection development.
GAAUCAUGCCCAUUUUGUAUUUAUGCAUGGUUCUUGACUUUAUAAACUGAUCAAUGUUGUGGCAAAAUAAUGACUGAUAAAGAAUAUCAGACUACCGUCUCACCAGAGCUGGUGGUGAACUAUUGAUUUUAAUUUGUUAAAGAACUUAAUGCCUAUUCAGACUGUUUGACGACAAACACUCCAGUUUGCAUUCAGAAUUGUCUCAUGUAUUAAUCAAUGUCAUUUGCAGCUUAUUAAAGAGCUGGAGCGUCUUCGUCAUUGCAUUACCGCUCUCUGCCAGGUUGAGCCUUGUUUCCAGGGAAACAGGAAAUCAGAAGCUUUCAAUACUCAGAGACAACGCUGAAAUCCAAGGACCUCCGUCUACAACGAAGGCUUCUAGAAAACAAACCUCAAAACAGAGAUAAAUAUGCUUUGGAUCUGAUACAUGUUGUUUUUCUUGAUUGGGAUGAACCAAACCUAAACAGAAAUACUAGUGCUCAGAAUACAGAAAAUGUGCACAGCUCUGGGACUACAUGGAAAUGCCAAGGAUACACCUAUCUCCAAAUGAUUAGAAGCUCAGCUUCUCACGUUCAUAUUCUGUUUUGAAAAAAUAAUCACAAAAUUAACUUUGGUAUAAGUUAUGCCUGUGUGACCAUAGUGAAGGACAUCAUGAUGGAUAACAAACUGCCCGAAUCUUGCAAGCAUACAAAAACAGUGGCCCUUGAAGAGAUCCAUGCCGACUCCCAGGCUGCAGAGCCCAAAGCUGGUCAGAUCCACUCAACAGUGCUGAGUUGCUCAACAGUGGUGGUGGAUUUAAGCCCUGGAUCAGGUGAAGGACCCACGCGUAGGGAACGCUUUAAAUCAGACUUGCAACAAGCCAGCCAAGAAAUCACAAUCCUGGUAACCAAUCAUGAGUCACCGGAGACAGAAAUGGAGGAAAAUGAAUGUAUUGGAGAAAGUGACGCCGAUCCUGAGUUUAUAGUGCCGAGUGAGGAGGACAGUCUGGAUGUAUCCAAGGUGGUGGCAGACUUGAUAGAACUCAGCCAAAUGCAAGAGACUUGUUUGAUCAACAAUAGUUCAGCAGAGCAAAGCACUGAUGAAUGCAGAGAGAGCCACAAAGGAGAAACACAAGCUAAAAGUGAAUAUGAGAACAAAUCCCAAUCUGAAGAGGGAGUCAUUUCAUCUGACUCAGAGGAUCUUAAGAGGUCAGAAAAAACAGUGAGCGAUGUGGCAAUAAAUCAAGGGAAAUCCUUGGAAAAGAGCGACUCAGAUUGGGACAAGUUACCUAGACAACAACAGCACAUACAGACACAGGUCAGCCUAGAGGUUAUAUACCACUCAGCAGCCACCAGCCCCAUGACCCCUCCAGAAGGUUCCACUGCUUUCUUCUUCCCCUACUGUCUUAACAAGCUGGGCAAAGGUGAAGGGAGUGAAUUGGUUCCAGUGGAAACCAAGGAUGCCGAGCUGGCAGUACAGACUUGCUCAGUGGCCACUGCUCCCAUGACCCCUGUGGCUAUAAAUGCACCAAAGCUACUGGUAGAAACUCGUUCAAUUGCAACAUCACCCAUUACAACAAUCGCACCUGAACUACAGAUAGAGACUCGUUCGAUUGCCACAGCUCCCAUGACACCCAUUGCAACUACUGCACCUGAACUACUGGUGGAGACUCGAUCAGUUGCUACAUCUCCAAUGACGCCCAUAACAACAGUUGCACCCGAACUAUCGGUAGAGAUCCGAUCAGUUGCUACAGCUCCCAUGACACCAAUAGCAAAAACUGCACCCGAGCUAUCUAUAGAGACCCGAUCAGUUUCUACAGCUCCCAUGACACCCAUAGCAAAAACUGCACCCGAGCUAUCUGUAGAGACCCGAUCAGUUGCUACAGCUCCCAUGACACCCAUAGCAAAAACUGCACCCGAGCUAUCUGUAGAGACCCAAUCAGUUGCUACAGCUCCCAUGACACCCAUAGCAAAAACUGCACCCGAGCUAUCUGUAGAGACCCGAUCAGUUGCUACAGCUCCCAUGACACCCAUAGCAAAAACUGCACCCGAGCUAUCUGUAGAGACCCGAUCAGUUGCUACAGCUCCCAUGACACCCAUAGCAAAAACUGCACCCGAGCUAUCUGUAGAGACCCGAUCAGUUGCUACAGCUCCCAUGACACCCAUAGCAAAAACUGCACCCGAGCUAUCUGUAGAGACCCGAUCAGUUGCUACAGCUCCCAUGACACCCAUAGCAAAAACUGCACCCGAGCUAUCUGUAGAGACCCGAUCAGUUGCUACAGCUCCCAUGACACCCAUAGCAAAAACUGCACCCGAGCUAUCUGUAGAGACCCAAUCAGUUGCUACAGCACCUAUGACAGCCAUUGCAACAGUUGCACCAGAACUACAGGUUGAGACUUGCUCAGUGACCACUGCUCCCAGGGCACCCAUUAUUAAAAUUGCACCUAAAUUGCAAAUAGACACUCGUUCAGUUGUUUCCAUGACACCAACAGCAACAACUGCACCUGACUUACAGGUCGAAACUCAUUCAGUUGCCACAGCUCCCAUGACACCCAUAAUAACAGUCGCACCAGGGCUACAGAUAGAGUCUCGGUCAGUUGCAACAGCCCCCAUGACCCCAGUUGCCAAAACUGCACCUGAACUACAGGUUGACACUCACACUGUAGCCACAACUCCCAUGACACCCAUAGCAACAAGGGCACCUGAGCUCCGAGUAGAAACACGUUCAAUUGCCACAGCUCCCAUGACCCCCAUAGCAAGAAGGGCACCUGAACUACGGGUAGAAACUCGUUCAAUUGCAACAGCUCCCAUGACUCCCAUAGCAACAAGGGCACCUGAGCUACAGGUAGAAACCCGUUCAAUUGCCACAGCUCCCAUGACCCCCAUAGCAACAAGGGCACCUGAACUACGGGUAGAAACCCGUUCAAUUGCGACAGCUCCCAUGACACCCAUAGCAACAAGGGCACCUGAGCUACAGGUAGAAACCCGUUCAAUUGCCACAGCUCCCAUGACACCUAUAGCAACCAGGGCUCCUGAGCUACGGGUAGAAACUCGGUCAAGUGCCACAGCUCUCGUGGGUCCAAUCAUCUUAAGCUCACCUGAGCUGAUCCCAGAGCCAGAGCCAAGGGUCAUAUCAUGUUCAGAGGACCCACCUGAACCAGUACAGGAACUUUGUUGGGAUGAGAAAGGCAUGACAUGGGAAGUCUAUGGUGCCAUGGUUGAGGUAUCUGUCCUGGGCUCAGCAAUCCAGAAGCACCUGGAGAAACAGGUUCUGAAGAAGCAAAUAAAACCACAUGAUACCUCAUCCAAUCAAACGUUGCCUUUAUGCACCACUGACACUUCCACUCCUAUUCAUUCCACCCCACCUGCAUUGUCAGCAUCCAGUCGGUGUAGCUCGGCAAAAGGUAGCAGGAAAAAGGAUGAGAGAAAAGGAAAAAGAGGCAGACAAAGGCGAAAUCCUAUUCGCUUAUUUUUCAGAAACUUCAGAAGGCCAAACUGCUGCUCCCGGGUACAUGCUGAUUAGAUGUAUUGAAGAGACAGUACUUUGAAAUUGCAAUAGUAAGAGAUUUAAUUUGUGGCAAUCCAGUUGGAAGACAAUCCAGUUUUUCUCUAUGUUUUAAGUAUUGGAUUAUAUAUAAAGAUUUUCUCAACUGAUAAACUUCUGACUGGGAAACUCUCCCCAGUGGCAUGAUGGGUUUUUUUUUAAUUAUUCUUUCUUAUUGUGUGUCAUUUGUGAAAUAAUCCUAAAAUAUUUUAUGAAGGGAUUAUAAAGCGAAUCAAAUGAUUGGUGAAAUGUCUUCAAGAUUACAAAGCGAGUUCAGCUACACUGAUUUAAUAGCUGAACAUUUCAAUGAUGCAACUUUCACAGACAUUUCCAGUUCUGGACUCAAAUCAAUCAUCCAGCUUCAGCAGAGAAUCAAAUUCCCAGAAUCCUUGAGUAUCAAGAUCAUGAGUGUGAUUUCUUGUUUAAAGUGGAUCAACCAGUGAAACAUCAACGAGCAGACAGAAGCCUCCGAUCAUGGUUACCCCUUGUUGGAUGGGGAAAGUGCUAACCUUCACACUUUUUACUGCAGAUAUAUUGUUAUUUUCUUUGCAAUUGGGAUGAAGCCUACAGAGUUGCAUACUAAAGUGUAAAUUUAAGAGGGAUUUGGAUACUUUCUAUAUUUCAGAACUCCCCUUGAAUCCCUCUUUAAUAGAGUGACUGAAAGGACCCUUAAGUGUGCCAGAUCUUUUAUUUUCCUUUGGAGUGUAAUUAGCUAAGGGUUUGAUGAUAUACAAGUGCAUAGACAAUCCUAGCUUUUUGCUUAGCAGUUAUUUUUAGUGGUUUUUAGCCUUUCACAUUAUUUUUUAAAUGUUUCACAGGUCUAAGUGUCCUUUACCCUAUGUUCACUCUACCAAGUGACAGAAUGGUGACUGCUCAUUGUCUUUGUACAUGCAUGGUACAAUUCUGUGAAUAUCAUUGGUAGCAAUCAGUGACAAAAGCACUUACAGUUGAACUGAGAUUUUCUCAAUCUUAUAUAAAUUGUACGUUUGAAUGCAACAAACUCAAACAAUUGGCUAAAGUGAACAAUUUCCUUACCCACAUUUUAGUUCCUACUUACAAUUACAUCCCAAGUACUGUUUGAUGUGCAAAUUGUACUAUUAGUUAAACAUGUAUUGAGACAUUAUAAAGAAAAAAUAAAGCUUGAAAGAAAGUAGCAGAAUUUAUUGUUUUCUCUGGUACGUGCAUGUGGCUAGUAUAGUGUGCUUGCUUUACUACUCUGCCUAUGAAUCAAACAACUAAUUUUCAUUGAUUCAUUUAUUAUUCAUUUUGUGUUUAUCCAGUUAGUUUUAGAAGCUAAAUAUAUAAAUAUUAUUGUUUCUUAGAAUGUUGGACAGGCCACACCCACUGCAGUCACUACACACCCUUGUUACUUGCUAGUGUGAAUGCAGGGCUAUGUACUCUUGUUGUGUAAUACUAUCGUAAUCAGAAUCAUCUGCACAUAUCUAAGAUGCUUUUAGGAAUCGUGAUUAAUUAAAUAAAAAAAAGUGUAACAGCUUCUAGUUUCAGAUGGAUUUCAUGACCAUAGACUUGGAGGAAGUGACUUUUGGAUGAAACCUGAGUAAUUUAUUAAUAUGAUAUUUUAACAGCCUUUGUUUUCAGAUGAUGUUUCUUUAGUCAUCCUGUAAAUGUGUUUCUUUCUUGCACUCCGUGACAAAGAUGCAAUGGUUAUUUGUAUUUCGUCAUACAUUAUAGGCAUCACAACCAUACACAUCAAUCAUCAAGCUCACUCAUGUAACUGUUAUGCAUAAAUACAUUAAAAACACAUAAAUAAAUUAUAGUUUCAAAUAUUUACAUUGCUACUGCUUAAAAUAAAUUUAAAAAAAAGCAAUUUCCCAUGCAAUAGAAAUGGCCUAUUUAUCUUCAACUUUUAAUUUCAACUUAUAAAUGUUUUUAAUGCAUUUAGUGACUGAGUUAAAGAAAUAUUUUUAAAAAAUUUCUUUUAAUAUCGAUUAUCAGCCUAUUAGUAGCAUGUGGUGUUAUUUGGAAUCAUCGAAGAUAAAAUGGAUCAAAAAGUUAUGCUAAGAAAAUACAGGUACAAUUUGCAUCUGGGGAAAAUAUUAAUGAUAAGUCUAUGGUUUAAAGGAAUAAAUGAGUGUUUAUUUGAACAAACAAAUAAAUAAAUAA